ACUGUAAACUGAGACACACAACAGUGAGACACGAGAAUCCAAUCUUAAUGGGACAAGAAAAUCCACAGUGUGCUACCAAUCUUCCUGUCACCCGUUGUGCUGAAGGCUGCUCGGCCACUAGUACUACCAAAACCUUAGCUAGCUUCCAUUGUGUGCCAUCUGGAUCAACCUUGCCUACUGACCUGACCGUGCUGGCUGAAAAGUCUCAAGAUCUGUUAGACUUAGUUGAAUCGCACACAUCUUGCUCUUGUGAACAGGAAAAAUGUACUGCAUGAGCCUUCAACUGAGUAGACUCAGUAUAUAUUCUCUUGUUUGCUGUGGGAGCUGAUAUGUCAAUUCUAGGCUACUACAAA
Molecule: messenger RNA, 353 nt
Organism: Thamnophis sirtalis
Lineage: Eukaryota; Metazoa; Chordata; Lepidosauria; Squamata; Natricidae
Source: RefSeq, a predicted model, not a curated record